GAGAAUUUUUAAAUCUAUCUUAUCGAUAAAAUUUGAAAAAUAUUUGUUGUAAUAUUCUGCAGAUGGCGGUCUUCGCGCAAAAGGAUUUCGAAAGUUCUUUCUUCGCUCUCUAGAAUCCGCGAUCAUUGGUUUAUUGGCGCGCGUGAAUUUCGGUUUAUAAUAUUGUUUAUAAUAGAAAGUGAAUGACAAUGUCUCUUUUUAAUGUGCGGCAAUUCUUCGGUGCGUUAUAUCAACGUUACAUGUUCUCGUUACCGGCGAUACACUUUUCUCGCACGCAAAAGAUUUUCAUUAUCUGCUUUGCUAGUGGUUCAAUACUAUUGGGAGGAUUGGCACAAUUUUUAAAGAGACGACGAAGACAUCCUCUCCCACCCUCCAGAAGGCCUUUCAGAGAUUAUAAAACAAGAUUAAGUGUUAAGAAUUCCAAUUUUGAUGUGCUGUCACAAGCGUCUUGGGCAAGAAGAAGCGAAGCCAGUACUAGGAGUCAUAUAAGUGAUCGUGCAUCACUCAUAUCUUCUGUGCCAGGAGGACCAGAUGAUGAUGUAAGACUUACUCCACAACAAUAUGGCGUCCUUGGACUCGAGGCGUUGGAGAAGGCGCUCUACUGCUGGGAAGACGCGCUCACCGCGUUCAGCUCGACCCUGAGCAACGACGCCCUGGCUCUGCCGUCAAAGGCCGACGCGGCGUUCACGCACGAGGUGCAGGAGUUGCUCGACAUGGGAUAUCAGAUACAGAGUCACGCGGAACUGCUCUUCCUCGAUCAGCACUCCGUGUUAUUUCGCAAUGAAAGCGAGGAGAGCCUCAACAGAACUUCGAACAUCGGGACGCGGAUGUCUGGAGUCAAAGACAGAGCCGAUGCCGCAUCGUCGCCCGAAUCGUUUGAAUCUGCACGUGACGGGGUUGCGGAUUUGCGUGAAUUCGAAGAAUUCUCAGAACUUUUUCCACACUUUGAGAGUCAAAAGCUAUAUCAUGCUGCUCUUAAACAAUAUGAGGACAAGGGUAUUCCGUGCAGGAGAUUACAUACGGAACUUGUAAAGUGUGGCUCGGACGUAGAAUAUUUAGCAAAAGUGUACUGUCUACGUCAGGCCUAUACAAAAUUAUUUAAUUUACCCGUAGCAGCGGCAUUUAUGGCGGAUAUAGGUCGCCAAGUUAUUAGCGAUUUAAUUAUGUAUGCAGAUAGGGAUCCUAAAGACUAUCUACUGCAUUAUGAACGUAUGUUGGUGUUUUUGCAAGAGCCACGCAAUCAUAGCAUCAUGGAAGAGGAAUUGACCGCACGAGGUGUCAAGUGUAUGAAUUUCUACGACGUUCUCAUCGAUUUUAUACUCUUAGAUGCAUUCGAGGAUGUGGAAAAACCACUACCACCCAUCAGAGCUAUAGUUCAAAAUAGAUGGGUGUCCGCCAGUUUUAGGGAAACCGCGAUAGGAACGGCAGUUUGGUCCGCUCUCGCGGGUAAAAGAAGAAUGUUGAAAUACGACCAAGGCUUCUUAGCGCACUUUUACUCCAUCUCUGAACAAAUAAUACCAGUCCUUGCUUGGGGAUUCUUAGGCUCCGAGGGCAAUCUACGUUCCACUUGUCAUUACUUUAGGGAUCAAGUGAUCGAGUUUCUUGUAGAUAUAUUUAAUUUCUUUAAGGUACGAUACACCACAGUUGACGACCUUGCCGCGGAUAUACUUAGGGAAAUGAAACUAAGGAUAGAAAAUAUAAAUCAAAGAUUGUCAUUAGAAGGUUGCUAGUUAUACAAAACAUAUACAGACAAUUAAUUAGCACAGUAUAUUAAGUAGAAUUAAUAUAUUGCAAAAUACGUUGCAUGUAUAUGCAAUGAAAAUGAUAUCUUAAAGGUUCAACACCUAUAUUGUAGAAAAAAAUGUCACAAUGCCAACAACAUUAACGAAAUUACACCUGCGAUCUGAUAAGUUUGUAAGUAGCACAAUAUGCUGCAUUUUAAUUUUCAAUGCCACACCCAUCAGUAUAAUUACACAAAGUGUAAUUACCGUUGUAAACACUCUAUUUCUGAAGUUACCUUGUGAAGUAAUGUGCAAAAAUAUUGUGCGCUCUUAUGUCAUCAAUUUCAUUAAAAGUUUCGCAUCUGUAUAUUAAAUUUCACUAAGUAAUUGCAUCUUAAAGAAAUAUUAGUGGUCUCUGAUAUCUAUUUCUAUGAAAAAACAAAGAAGAUAGUAAUGUUUGUGAUAUGGAUGUAUAAAUGAAUAUUACAUUUAUAAAAUAAACUUUUAUUUAUAAAGAAUUUAAAAAAUUAUACGCACAAUUAAAUAUGACAUUCGUUUUCAAGUUAUAAGUAGACAUUAUAUUAUUAAAUUAUGAUAUAAUUUUUGUUUGUAGACUUUUG
Nylanderia fulva is the source of this 2341-nucleotide messenger RNA. It is a transcript of the gene Miga, whose product is annotated as mitoguardin. Lineage: Eukaryota; Metazoa; Arthropoda; Insecta; Hymenoptera; Formicidae. Gene Ontology annotation, biological process: mitochondrial fusion. The record is from RefSeq and is a predicted model, not a curated record.